This is a messenger RNA of Fundulus heteroclitus (mummichog), 3477 nucleotides long. Its product is annotated as RING finger protein 145. Bases 373 to 2862 code for a protein of 829 amino acids. Gene Ontology annotation, cellular component: endomembrane system; endoplasmic reticulum. Gene Ontology annotation, molecular function: zinc ion binding; ubiquitin protein ligase activity. Lineage: Eukaryota; Metazoa; Chordata; Actinopteri; Cyprinodontiformes; Fundulidae. The record is from RefSeq and is a predicted model, not a curated record. The transcript is spliced from 11 exons.
GUGAGCACGUCCAAGUGGCCACGCACGCGCGUCGGAUCACAACACACACUUCACAUGAAGUCAGGUUGCCCGUCGCUCGGAUUCUACAGCCCAAUUUAUCGGCUUCAGCGACAGAUUUAGCGUUGCUGCGUGAGGGGCCGAAGCUCGCGGGAUAAAGAGCGGCGCGGGGCUGUGAAACGAUGGUCGCGGUGAAAGCUGACCAUUUGGAGUUAGCUUUGGUUAGCAAAUGGCUGCUCGGCUGGGAUGUUUGCCUCCGUGGGAAAUGAUAAGACAAUGAAAGGUGUAGCGAAGCGGCGAGAAAGCUGAGGCUUUCCCCAGACCAGCAUGUGACAAACGGCCUCCGGUGUGACCAGAGACUUGGUUGCAGCCACCAUGCCUCGCCUGGAUGAAGUGGCCAACAUCGCCCUCAGGGUGCCCAGCAUUCUGCUCCUGGACCUGCUCUACAAAUGUGACGUCGAGGGUCUGACUGAGAACCUCAAGGCUAAGAACGAGGACAUGCUCUUCAAGUACAAAUAUGUCAUCUGGAACAUGUUCUAUAUCGCUCACCUGAUAAACCUGGUGGUGUUAAUCCUGCCGCUGAGACACAUUGUUACGCUCUACCUUCAUGUCCUCGUUGCCCUGCUGCUGUACAUGGGGCAUCAGAUUUCAAAGGAUUAUGUUCGUGAGGAAGCGCAGCUUGGAUAUGAAGGAGCGAUCUAUCUCAACUCUUUGGCCUUCAAUAGAUUUUUCUCUGCCAUGACCAGUGAAAUCAUCCUCAGCACGCUCUGUGCCUUCCUGAUGAAAACCAGAAAGGUGUGGCUGUUCUCUACUCACAUGCUCCCCCUGCUGGCCCGACUCUGCGCCGUUCCCAACGCCACCCUGCUGACGGUCAACACCCUGUCCAUGGGCCUGACCGUGGCCGGGAUCGCCCUGUUCCUCCUCGCCAACCUGUUUGUGCCGUAUCGCCUCGCAAGGGCUGCCUACUCAGAGCUCCUUCAGCUCGAGGUGAUUGAGCUCUACAGACUCCUGGCUUUAGGGAUCUCUCUGUGGAACCAGUUUGCCGUCCCGGCGCUCUUCAGCGUCUUCUGGUUCGUCCUGUUCGCCGUCCAGCUGUGCUCGGACAUCAUGGCAGCCAGCGCCUCCGCCACGUAUCAGGGAAUCCUGUUCUUCUUGCUCACCAGCGUGUCAGAAUGCUGCGCCACGCCGUACUCUCUCCUGGGCCUCACCUUCGUGGUGUCCUACCUGGCUCUCGGACUUCUCAACCUGUGCAAGUUUUACCUGGGAGGGUACGCAGCCGUUCAGAACGAGAACGUCAUGCACAGGGGUGUAACAGAGGGGGUCACUCUGCUCCUGCUCGCCCUUCAGACCGGCCUGUUAGACAUGCAGGCCCUGCAGCGCACCUUCCUCCUCAGCAUCAUCCUCUUCAUCGUGUUGACGUCAACCUUGCAGUCGAUGAUUGAAAUCACAGACCCAAUCAUUCUGGCCCUGGGCGCGUCUCGCAACAGGAGUUUGUGGAAACACUUUCGGGGCCUCAGCAUGUGUCUGCUUCUGCUGGUCUUCCCUGUGUUUAUGGCCUUUAAAAUCUCCCAGUUCUUCCACAUGGACUUCUGGCUUCUUAUACUGGUGUCCAGCUGCAUGCUAACCUCCCUUCAGGUCACAGGCACCAUGCUCGUCUACUUCCUCUUCAUGGUGGAGCUGUUUCGCAGCGACCCGAUCGAGAGCCUGGACGAAGUGAUCUACUGGGUGAACGCCAUCAGCAGGGUGCUUGAGUUCCUGGUGGCGCUCUGCGUGGUGGCCUACGGCACCUGGGAGUCCCUUUUCGGCGAGUGGAGCUGGAUGGGCGCGUCCGUCAUCAUCAUCCACUCGUACUUCAACGUCUGGCUGCGAGCCCAGUCCGGCUGGAAGAGCUUCCUGCUCAGACGGGAAGCGGCCAAGAAGAUCAACUCUCUGCCCAGAGCCACGGCGGAGCAGCUGGACCGACACAACGACGUCUGCUCCAUCUGCUUCCAGGAAAUGGGCUCUGCUGUUAUCACGUACUGCGGCCAUUUCUUCCACGGCAGCUGCCUCCGCAAGUGGCUGUACGUGCAGGAAACGUGCCCCAUGUGCCACCAGACGGUCCGGCCGGCACCGCCGGGGCAGCGCCCGUCCCCGGGCGACGGUCCCGCAGCGCCGCCUCAGGGGGACGCAGGGCCCGGUCCGCUCGCACAGGAGGGACGGCGGGACCCGGAGAACGGAGCCGCAGACGAAGCGCAGAGCAUCGAGGGGGGUCCUGAUCUGGUCCAGCAGGAGGAGGAGGGGGAGGAGGAGCAGGAGGAGGGGAGCGAGGGUAAAGCCCAGCAAACCCAUCCCGACAGCGACGCCGUCCAGGAUCGUAGUUCCAGAUCCAGUGAAGAUUUGGAUGUUAGGUUUGUCCUAGCAGCCUCUUCUGGGGGGGCCUCUAGCUCCCAGAACCAUCUGAGCAGAACUUCUAACCGCCACAGCCCGUUUGAGGUGAAUGGCACAGACUCGUCCUCGUGGACAAAUCUCAGAGCUGCGAGUGACGAGCAGUCCGCCUCCGAGGUAACAGGACGCCAGAGCUUCGCUUUGCAUCCUAAUCAUGAUAGGACAUCCAAAUCAGGACACAGCCCUCGUUCAGUUGAAGGGAACGGCAGUGGUGAAAAUCAAAAGCUUGUCUCAGGUGGUGCGAGUAUUGUUGGCAGCCAAACAUCACUUAAGUCAUGUAAUCAAAACUCUGGCUCUGAUGACUCUGUGAACGGUCAUCAUGGUCUCUGCACAUCUUCAGACUGGGGCAGUCUCAGCCAGGGGGAACCUGGCCAGAUCCUCCAGGCGUCGUCCUCAGGUUCCCCGACGACGGUGACGGACUGCUCUCCAUCGGUGCCUUGAUGGACUUAAACUCCAAAGGACUUGUAUUAAUGGGGUAUAAUCAACACUUCUGCCUUCUGUAUGUGAACUGAAAUCUAUUAAAAAAACUGAAAUAUCCUUCAUUGGGCAUUGUAUUGAAUGUUCCUCACACUAGGAAAAAAAAUAUUUCUGAGUGUUGGGCCUAAUUGUGUAGACUUGCUGUACAAUUAUAAAGCAAAAAAAAAAAAUCCAUCAAGCAUAAAAAAAACCCUCCUGAGUGAAUAUUUUGUCUUUACCAUCCAUUCUGCUUUUAUCCCCUACAGUUUCCCCGUGUCAUGUGAACUAUUGUUCUGUAGCAUAACGAGGAGCAGUUUUUACGACGAGGCAGAUUUAUUGCCAUCGUAGCUAUUAUUUAAGAGAACCGACUUGAACGUUUUGUUUCUGUUGUGCAUUCGGGCUUUGGUCACAUGAUAAACCUUUGAGCCUUCCUUACCAUUGGCGGGAAAUGUUGGUACUGAACUGCAAACGGAGGAGUUAGUUCAGAAACAGAUUUUUACCAACAUUUGGGAAAAAAAUGAAAUAUUUUGCCCUGGUAAAAUUCAAUGAAUUAAAAUCUGAUUGAAAAUGUUUUUCAGUAAUAAACUCAAAGUAAAAUCA